AUGAAUCACUGGAUUGCAGCCACAUGCAAAGCCAAAAAGCAAGCACUCAAGGAUCCAGAUGUGGAUGAAUUGGAACUCAAGCCUGACGAGAAAAUCAAUGACGCUUUCAAAACUUCUGCUCUCAAGAAGCUGCGACUGUGGAAGUCAGUGACCCUCGACAACCUUUUUGGCAAGGCUUUUCAGCCUCGCAAAUGCAAGGUUGCUUUGCAUGCCAUCUUGCAGGAGGAAGAGCUCAUGGAGAAGCUCACAAAUAUGGCUGAGAAUGCUAUUCCCAAUGAUGGUGCCAUUGAAAUUGACGACGGUGAGGAAUAUAUUGAGCAAUAA
Molecule: messenger RNA, 324 nt
Organism: Mycena citricolor
Lineage: Eukaryota; Fungi; Basidiomycota; Agaricomycetes; Agaricales; Mycenaceae
Source: the annotation of a GenBank genome assembly